AUGGACACAAAUGGGACGGCUUUUCGAAUACUCUGUGCGAUCGGCCUCUUCUUCUUGGUCCAGUUCUUCUACGUCUUCUCAAAGGUCGAGCGACUCGACGAGGGCAAAUUGACGCUCGAGGCAGAGGUGUUAAUGCUGGAGCGCAAACGAGACCUGAUGCGCACAAAGCUAAACGAUUUGGAACGAGAGACGUAUAGAAGCGAGAAAAAGUUGCAGAGCGUCGAAAAUCGGCUGCGAGACCACCUGAAGCUUCUCGGGUCUUCCAGCGACAAGAUGCCAAUGAUCUAUUUCGUGACGCCCACCCACUUCCGGCCCUCGCAACGAGCAGAUCUGACGCGCCUGUCGCAAACGCUCGCUCAGGUUCCAAACUUGCAUUGGAUCGUUGUCGAAGACGCGGACAGCACGUCCAGCUCGGUGGCCGAGGUCAUAAGAAGGGUGAAGCUUCCCUACACUCACGUCAACGCGAAAACGCCGACAGACAUGAAGAUGAAGUACGAGGAUCCGAGCUGGAAGCUUCCGCGCGGCGUUGCACAGCGGAACGUGGCGCUGGCUUGGAUUAGACGCCAGUUCGCCUCCCUCAAACGUGGCGUGGUCUAUUUCGGCGACGACGACAACACGUACGAUUGGAGGUUGUUCUCGGAGAUGAGGGCCAUCGAUAGAGUCGGCAUCUGGCCGGUGGGAAUCGUGGGUGGACUGCUCGCCGAGACGCCGAUUUUGGCUGCGAAUGGCUCUGUCGUCGGGUUCAAUGCGGUCUGGAAGCCCGAGCGGCCUUUUCCGAUCGACAUGGCCGCGUUUGCUGUGAAUAUUUCGUUGGUUGUUGAGCAUCCAGAUGCCGGCUUCGAUUACUCGGUUCCGCGCGGAUUUCAAGAAUCCCACUUCCUCACCAGUCUUGGCCUCGCGCCAAAGGACCUCGAACCAAAAGCCGAUCACUGCACAAAGGUUUACGUAUGGCACACACGCACUGAAAAGAGCGUCCUGCCGAAAGCCGUCGCUGAAAAAGUGAAAAGCCACGCCGACGGCGACUUCACAGAACUAGAAGCCGACGCAUUAGGGAUUGAUCUG
Molecule: messenger RNA, 1062 nt
Organism: Mesorhabditis spiculigera
Lineage: Eukaryota; Metazoa; Nematoda; Chromadorea; Rhabditida; Rhabditidae
Source: the annotation of a GenBank genome assembly